Molecule: messenger RNA, 1177 nt
Organism: Anopheles coustani
Lineage: Eukaryota; Metazoa; Arthropoda; Insecta; Diptera; Culicidae
Product: protein rolling stone-like
Exons: 5
Coding region: 27-920 (297 amino acids)
Cellular component (GO): membrane
Source: RefSeq, a predicted model, not a curated record
AGUGUGAGCUGCUAGAAUCACCAACGAUGCCGAGCCGGUUCGUGAGAGCGUGCAAAGAUGAGCUGGAGGUACGAAACUGUGGAUUCGCGCACCUGCCGGUGGAAGAGUUCGUCAAGUCACAGUGGCAAACGAGAACCAAAUCCAUCUUGUUUCUGCUCUACCGGCUAGCGCUCGCCAUCUUCUUCACCGGUGUCGUCAUCAACUCGAUGGUGGUGGCGGUGGAACGGGAUGAGUUUGGUAAAUACUUCAUCUACCUGACGCACUGGGGCAUCCUGCUGUGUAUGGGCACGACCGUUAUGGGCGCGGUACUUGUCAUGAUCUGGUACUUUCAUCCGGAGUACUCGGAGAAAAUUUGCAACUGCGAUGAAAUGCCCAAUUCCUUCAAAAUCUACUGGAUGGUGCACAACAUCACGCUGAUCCUGUCCGUUUGUAUCACCGUCAUCUACUGGAGUAUCCUUCACAAUGAAACGAUGCCGGUCGAUCCGAACAACAUUCUCAUCCACGCCUGCAACUGCGUGUUUAUGUUCCUCGAUCUGAUCAUCGUCGCGCACCCGGUGCACAUCUGGCACGUCGUGCAGCCGAUCACUUUCGGACUCCUGUACUGCCUGUUCUCGGUCAUCUACUACGCCGCCGGCGGCACCGACAGAUUUGGCCGACCGUACAUUUACAACGUUCUGGACUGGAACGAGCCGGGCAAAGCGAUGAUCACCGUCGUCGGCACAAUCCUGCUGGCCAUGAUCAUCCACAUGGUGAUGUUCGCCAUCUACAAGCUGCGGGUGAAGAUCUACCUACGGUACUGCAACCAUAAACCGAUCAUACCGACCAACUCGACGCUGCAGCUUCAAACCGGAAAAAUCGACGGCAUAUCGAUGGUGUACGGAAACGAUAACAAGGGCUUCACCAUCGGUGAAAGGUACUGAGGUUAAGGUGGCUGAAAUGGUUCGGAUUCGACGCCGUCCCAAUGGACCGGAAUUGCGAAACGUUCCGUCGGUCCGUGCACGACAAUCUCGGCAUGAAAAUUUGCACGUUCCACUUUUAAGGCGACUGGGUAGGGCACUGAUAGUUGAUCGGUUUUUAACAAUGCGUUUGCUUCUGUUAAGUAUUUUACAUAAGUAUUUGUGUACGUUUUAAGCAUAAGCUGUGAUUAUUUUAAUAAAAUAUAUUUCUGUUGCUAAGG